Messenger RNA from Leptonychotes weddellii (Weddell seal), 4762 nucleotides. Lineage: Eukaryota; Metazoa; Chordata; Mammalia; Carnivora; Phocidae. The record is from RefSeq and is a predicted model, not a curated record.
AUGAUGGCAAGGUUUUAUUGGGAUUUAAUAAUGCUUAUAAUGAUGGUUGGAAACCUGGUCAUCAUACCAGUUGGAAUCACAUUCUUUACAGAGCAAACAACAACACCAUGGAUUAUUUUCAAUGUGGCGUCAGAUACAGUUUUCCUUUUGGACCUGAUAAUGAAUUUUAGGACUGGCACUGUCAAUGAAGACAGUUCUGAAAUCAUCCUGGACCCUAAAGUGAUCAAGAUGAAUUAUUUAAAAAGCUGGUUUGUGGUUGACUUCAUCUCAUCAAUCCCAGUGGAUUAUAUCUUUCUCAUUGUAGAAAAAGGAAUGGAUUCAGAAGUUUACAAGACAGCCAGGGCACUUCGCAUUGUGAGGUUUACAAAAAUUCUCAGUCUCUUGCGUUUAUUACGACUUUCAAGGUUAAUUAGAUACAUACAUCAAUGGGAAGAGAAUGACUCGUGGGGAAAGCAGUAUUCAUAUGCACUCUUCAAAGCUAUGAGUCACAUGCUGUGCAUCGGGUAUGGAGCCCAGGCCCCGGUCAGCAUGUCGGACCUCUGGAUUACCAUGCUGAGCAUGAUCGUUGGGGCAACUUGCUAUGCCAUGUUUGUCGGCCAUGCCACAGCUUUAAUCCAGUCUUUGGAUUCCUCCAGGCGGCAGUAUCAAGAGAAGUAUAAGCAAGUGGAGCAAUACAUGUCAUUCCAUAAGUUACCAGCUGAUAUGCGUCAGAAGAUACACGACUACUAUGAACACAGAUACCAAGGCAAAAUCUUUGACGAGGAAAACAUUCUCAGUGAACUCAACGAUCCUCUGAGAGAGGAGAUUGUCAACUUCAACUGUCGGAAGCUAGUGGCUACCAUGCCUCUGUUUGCUAACGCGGAUCCCAAUUUUGUGACUGCCAUGCUGAGCAAGUUGAGAUUUGAGGUGUUUCAACCUGGAGAUUAUAUCAUACGAGAAGGAGCUGUGGGUAAAAAAAUGUAUUUCAUUCAACAUGGUGUUGCUGGUGUCAUCACAAAAUCCAGUAAAGAAAUGAAGCUGACAGACGGCUCUUACUUUGGAGAGAUCUGCUUGCUGACCAAGGGCCGCCGCACUGCCAGUGUUCGAGCUGAUACAUAUUGUCGUCUUUAUUCACUUUCUGUGGACAAUUUCAAUGAGGUCCUGGAGGAAUAUCCAAUGAUGAGGCGAGCCUUCGAGACCGUUGCCAUUGACCGACUAGAUCGGAUAGGAAAGAAAAAUUCCAUUCUUCUGCAGAAGUUCCAGAAGGAUCUGAACACUGGCGUCUUCAACAAUCAGGAGAACGAGAUCCUGAAGCAGAUCGUGAAGCAUGACCGCGAGAUGGUGCAGGCAAUCGCUCCCAUCAGUUAUCCCCAAAUGACAGCCCUGAAUUCCACCUCCUCCACCACGACGCCGACCUCCCGCAUGAGGACACAGUCUCCGCCGGUGUACACAGCCACCAGUCUGUCCCACAGCAACCUGCAUUCCCCCAGCCCCAGCACACAGACCCCCCAGCCGUCCGCCAUCCUGUCGCCCUGCUCCUACACCACUGCGGUCUGCAGCCCUCCCGUACAGAGCCCGCUGGCCACUCGAACUUUCCACUACGCCUCCCCCACUGCCUCCCAGCUGUCACUCACGCAGCAGCAGCUCCAGCAGCCCCCGCAGCCCCCGCAGCCGCCCCCGCAGCCACAGACGCCCGGCGGCUCCACGCCGAAAAACGACGUGCACAGGAGCACGCAGGCGCUCCACAACGCCAGCCUGACCCGAGAAGUCAGGCCCCUGUCGGCCUCGCAGCCCUCGCUGCCUCAUGAGGUUUCCACUCUCAUUUCCAGACCUCAUCCCACUGUGGGCGAGUCCCUGGCCUCCAUCCCUCAGCCCGUGACCGCCGUUCACGGCCCGGGCCUUCAGGCAGGGGGCAGGGGCACCGUCCCCCAGCGAGUCACCCUGUUCCGACAGAUGUCCUCGGGAGCCAUUCCCCCUAACCGCGGAGCCCCUCCCGCACCCCCUCCACCAGCAGCUGCUCUUCCGAGAGAGUCUUCCUCAGUCUUAACUACAGACCCAGAGGCAGAAAAGCCACGAUUUGCUUCAAAUUUAUGAUCCCUGCUGAUUGUCAAAGCAGAAAGAAAUACUCUAAUAGACUGAGCAUCUUCUCAGACCUUAUUUUAUUCUAUCUCCUGAUAGAUUCCUAUAGCCUACUACGAAGAGAUAUUUUAGACAGCUCUGGCCUACAUGCAAAAUGUAAAAUAUAUAAAUAUAUAUCUACUAUUAAAUAUCUAUCUAAAUUCCCAAGAGAAGUUCAAAAGACCUGUUUAGCAUUCAGUGUUAUAUGUCUUCCUUUCUUUAAAUCAUUAAAGGAUUUAAAAUGUUGUUGUAAGAUCGUUUAUUUUUAACCUACUUUUACUGAAUUCCUUUGAUAUAUGUAUUUCUCUACUUUAGGAAGAGUUCUUGGAUUCAGUGGAAACAAAACUCUGAUUUUUAAAAGGCAACUCAAGUGACCUACUGAAUAGCACCAACCAAAACUUCUUUCAUUAGCUGUGUCUCUGCAUCUAAAUUGUUAAUCAUUAAUUAUGGAGAAUUAAAUAGCAAGUCCCAUUUUAUAGAUCCAAAUUGUAUUUUGGUGCUUUCAAUUUUGAAUUAGGUUACAGAACACGCCGUAUGCUUGGCCACGGUUGGAGACUUGCAUUGCCACCGUUAGGAAUAUCUCUAACCUCAAACACGUUCAUUGAUCUUUCAGAAAGCUGAGGGGAUAUUUGUCUUCAUGUGUUAUCGGACUUUUACCAAGACUCAAUCAAUGUUAGUUGUAAAUAACUUUUUCAACCCAAAUAAAAAUAGCUAUUCUGUGCUGUAUGAGGGUAAAAGUCAUCACUUAAGAAUUUAGUUUUAUUGCUUCACUUCAAAACUUAGAGUUUGAAAUUUUACAAAACCUAAUUGUGACAGUUAUUCAACUGUAAUGCAAUGGCUUGAAACCUACAAUAUUAUUUUAACCUGCAAUGUUUUAUGCAAAACUGUAUGCUCAAUUCUACAAAUUGCUUGUAUUACACCAAAAAAUCAUUACUUUUCUUCCUUCUUGCCAUAACCAAGCAUCUGAAAAUAGUCCCUGCAUGCUUUUUGGGGAAAAAAAAAUAUAUAGGUUCAGAUCAGUCACUGUAGGGAGAGGCUUACAGUAUUUCUCAUUUCUAGAAAAAUAUAACCAUUCAUUAAUUGCCUAUCUUAAAAUUCCUAUAAGGCUGACUUGAAUCUCUGACAUAAGUCUAGAAGUGAGGUUUUCACUUUCAUUUAAUAUUAUUACUAUUAUUACUAUUAUUUAAAUAAUGAUUUGUAAACCACAGCUUGAUUUGGAGUUGCCAGUGUGUUCUGUGUCUUUACUGUUGGUAGUUGGUAGUUUACCCUGGUGUUGAUUUAAAAUAACUAAAUACACGAUAGCAUCAUGUCUGUUUGGGAACACACAUUUUGUUCUAUGUAUAUUGUAAUAAAAUGGUUAGUAAAUCUUAAGGCAUGUGGUGACUAACAUAGCCCUUAGAUAGGAGGUUUGUUACUCGGAACGUGCUGGAAAAUGUAUGGACGUGAUGACAGAAAGCAAGGGGCAAACUGAAUGUGAGCAUUGUUUGUUUGUCUGUUUCCUUCUCUCCAUGAUCUGUGAACAUCUGCUGCUUCUCAGAGAAGUCCCUUAGUAAUCAUUUGUGCCUAAUGCAUCCCACAAAUGUGGUGGAUGACUGGAACACAAUUGGAAGAUUCCUAAUAAACGACUUCUGUAAAUAACCCAAGUUAAGAGAAUGACCUGAAGUGGAGGUCUUUGGUAUUUUUGACACUGGCGAUACAUUCAAGAAGAACUUAACAAAGGUCACACAUUAAAUGGGGCAGGGCCUCCAGACAGACUUGAGGACAGAAAACAAAACUAAAGCAAAAACUCUAAAAUGGAUCCAUGCUGCCUGUUAUGCCUUUUACGGAUAUAAUACCUAUAAUACCAAAAUGAGUUGUUAUGUUUCCUUUCUAACAGAUCCCAGCUUGUGUGGAAGUAAUCAACAAUGCUACUCAAUGUAAUGCUGUCGUUAACAUGCUGGUGACAUCUGAUGGCAUGUCAGGAAUGGUGUAAGAAGGGGAUUGUUCAGUCUACCUAGAACCUAUGGGAAAGCUGCAAGACCAUUUACAUAUCAGUACAAAACUCCUUUAUUUUAUUAAAAUAUUGAGAAUUAACUUCAAUUUACUAAGAUCAUGUAUUGGUCCUUUAAAUUAUUAAAGGUUUACAUUUGAUAGUACUAAUGGGUUUGGUAGUGAAAUAUUUUUAUAUAUAAAUUUUUGGUUUUUUAUUUUGAGCACUAUUGGGAAACAUAAGCAAAAUUGAAUUGCAUGGUCUUUCAGUGCAACCAUAAAAUUUUUAUUCACUUUGUAACAGAAUGGACAAAAAACUAAGGUUUAUAUGUUAAACUAAAAAUAAAUGGUACAGGGUAAAUUAUAUACAUAUAUAUGUAUGAAUAUAUAUGCUUAGAUUAAGAAAAAAAAUUGACUCACAUUCCUGUAAUAUAAAAGUCCAUUGCUAGUUGAAAAGUGACCUCUUUUCUCUGUACAUAGUUAAGCCCAUGAGUAUGGAGUUUUAAUCUGUACAGAAAGAAAUGUAUUAUUGAAAAGAUUGGUCUUUCUGCUGCUGGGAAAAUAGUAGAAUAGCUGAUUCUUACAACAACUGUUAUGAUCAGGGACGAAUUAGAGUAUUUCUUUUGUCUUUGCUCAAAGCCAUAUAUAUAUAAAUAUAUAUAAAGAUUAUUAAUAAAUUCAACAGAAAAUAAACUAA